UUGACAGAGGCUGCGACUGCGAGUGCUGACACCUGGUUGAGUCGAGUGGCACCUGCCUCUGGAACUUCAAGAUUAGAAAUUUUACCCUAUCACCGGGAGGCACCAUCGGUCGAUUCUAGCAGCCUCGAUAGUCCUGUUGGUGAGAUCUUGCCGUACCGUAGCCCAGAAGAAGCCAUUGAUCCUUGUUUCUUUAAUACUGCUUUCGUUCCGCCUACUGUUUAUAUUAUUGAUCAUUAUCGGCCCAACUCUUAUUGGAACCAACAAUCAAACAGCUGGAGGCCUCAAAAUCAACGUCGUCGACGUAGAUAUCCGCAGUUUAAUCCUUAUGUCAAUGAUUGCAUUAACCCUAGAAAUUUGGCGAAUGCCGAGUUAGACUCCACGGAUAAUUCAUACACAAAGGCAUCAUCAUCUUAUGCGCUUACAACUGCUUUCGACGAGAGCAGCUCCUUCGUUUCAUUACAAACAUCUACCAGUUGUAAUCGUAACGGUGGUGAUUCUAUCCACAAGACAUUACAAUAUUUGCCCCGCUGUCAUAAGCUAUAUAAAAAUAGAGCACUAGAUUCAAACAUGAGAACUUAUCCAUUAUUCGAAACGGAGGUGAACGACCUGCUCUCUUUACAAAUAUGGCCGACCUUGGAGGCUAAAUCACAUUUGUUAUCUCUAGAAAGGACACAUUUGAGAAAGAUGUGUGUGUUGAAUGGGUCAUCGCCCUCGGCGUAUGCUCAAAUGGCGGCUAACAGAGUAAUCAAACACGCACGUGACCACAAAGUGCUUGCCGAGAAGAAACUCUGGUGUCUCAACUGUGACCGCAUCCCGAUACAACCCGUGACCAGUCAAUGCGGGCACACCAGAUGCACAAAAUGCACUAUGUACAACGGCGACUGUCCUUGCGGAGGAAUUGCGCCCGAUAAGUUGUGUGUCAACGUUGCUACUCAGCAGUUGAUUGAAAGAAUGUUCAACGGUUGCAACACAAGAGAUAUGAGAGCAGCGCUUGACAGAGGAGUUCUGGAUUGCGGAGUAUUACCGCCAGUGCGAUCAAGUAAAGUAGCAGCUACAAAAACACGAAACAGUUUGGUGGCGUAUUCGCGGAUGCAACGCCGAUCGCCGACGGAAUCAGCCGCCUUUCCAAUGUCGGCCAGGACGGGACGACUCGCUGUGUCUCCUCGCACGCCUAUGACGCCACAGGUCCGAUUUAAAUAUGCCCGCUCCUUAAUCGAGAAUGGGCAAUUAAAAGAAGCGGCGACACAUCUUGCAAGAGUUGCAGCAUCACCAGAUAAAAUGAGUAAAAUAGCGCGGGUGUUACUUGCUCAGACUAUAGAUGCAUUAUCAGAGGGCAAGGACCCACGUCGUCUCAUACGCGAACUCAAUCGCAUGACUCGUGCACAAAGUGCCACAUCGUGGCUUCGAACAUCGGACCUCGAAUGUCCGCUUUGCUACAACGUGUACAUAAAACCUGUGACCACACCAUGCGGCCACACAUACUGUCGCACUUGCCUAGAACGGCUGCUUGACUAUAGCAAAUAUUGCGCACUUUGUGUAAGCAAAUUGGACGAGUUCGAUUUACUAUCGACGGCGGACACAAUAUUUAUUUCGGCCGCACUCGAGGCUAUCGACGCCAGAUGCCCGCCUCCACCGCUGGAACCCGACGUAAUUCCUAUAUUAGUGUGCACAGUCGCUUUCCCAUCAAUUCCUUGCCCGUUAUUCAUGUUCGACCCCAGAUACUGGAUAAUGGUUCGUCGGAUAUUGGAUUCGGGGUCGCGAAAAUUUGGCAUGCUGGCCCACGAGAAGUAUCGCAAUGACGCCGAUUAUUACGGCACCGUAUUAGAAGUAUGCGAUUGCGUCCUACUGGAGGACGGAAGCUUUAUACUGUCGACAGUAGGGUUGUCACGAUUCAAAGUUAUCGAGAAGCACGUUUGGGAUGGUUGCGACGUCGCGAGAAUUGAGCCGCUGGUCGACAAACUUCCGUCAGAAGAUUUGGCCAUUUGGAAGAUUCGCAAUAUGGCGUGGAUAACUUCUUACAAAGCUCAAGUAUGGUUGAACACUGUGAAUGAAGCCGUUCGUGAGUCAAUAGAGGCUGCCUUCGGAGAGCUACCGAGCUACUUUGGCACGGACGAAAGUUGGUUACAGUCACCUGACGGGCCGGCCUGGCUUUGGUGGUUUAUCGCGAUUUUGCCUCUCAAACCGGAAAUAAAGGUAUUGAUUUUAUCAACUAAAUGCUUACUGAAGCGUCUAAUGGCUGUUUCACGUACAUUUGAUGUCAUGGAACAUAUGACUAAGAACUACACUAUGAGAUGGGGCUGUGAGUGA
Messenger RNA from Parnassius apollo (apollo), 2307 nucleotides. NCBI's taxonomy places the organism in Eukaryota, Metazoa, Arthropoda, Insecta, Lepidoptera, Papilionidae. The record is from the annotation of a GenBank genome assembly.